UCCCGCCCUGGCGGUAAGUCAGUUGAUAAAUUCACUUCGGCAUUACAAAAUAUCCGCAGAGUGCCAACAUCGCGUUUGCCGAUACUUAAAUACUGAAUCUCAAUCACCGGAAAUUAUCCACAGAAUCUCCAUAGAACCUCCCUCAAAAUGUAUCCCUUCGGUUCUGGAAUGCCAUCGCACCCCCCUACCUCCACUAACCACCACGAGCCGCCACGGGCGCCCUUUGGAGCUGGUUGGGUGCCACCGAUGCAGCAGAACUCGCCAUACCCACCACCCUCCCAGCCACACCCACACUCACAGCCAUCGUCCCAAAUGCAUCCUCAGCAGCAUCAGCAAUAUCCAGGCGGAGCUCCAGCUCCGUAUCCACCUAUGUCGGCACCGUACCCGUCCGCCGCCCCAUCCUAUCCACCUUAUCCCACAUCGAAUCCCUACCCGGCACAAUACGCUCCUCCAGCGCACAAUCAUUAUCAGCAGCCACAUGUUUCGAACAGUCCCUAUCCCGCGGAUCGUGGAUACACACCAGCCAUGACAGCCGGAUAUGAUGCGGGCUAUGGCUACGGAAACGGACAAGGACAUGGACAAGGACAUGGACAAGGACAUGGACAAGGACAUGGACAAGGACAUGGGCACGGACAUGGGCAAGGACAUGAUCAUGGGCAUGGAUAUGGGCAGGGCUAUGGGCAUGGACAGGGGCAUGGGAAUGGUCAGGGGCACGCGCAUCGGUCACUCCCAGCUCACAGAGAGGGAACUCCCACUGUGGUGCCUGCCGCAAACUUCGAUGCCGUCAAGGAUGCCCACGACUUGCGCAAGGCCAUGAAGGGCUUUGGAACAGAUGAGGACGCUCUGAUUAACAUCAUCUGCCGGCGAUCCAACGAGCAGCGCCAGGAGAUCCAGCGCCAGUUCAAGACGCACUUCGGCAAGGACCUCAUCGAGGACAUCAAGUCGGAGACGAGCGGCAACUUUGAGAAGCUCCUCGUCGGCCUGCUGCGUCCCAUCGUGGACUACUACUGCGCCGAGCUAAACGAUGCCAUGGCUGGUCUGGGCACCGACGAGGAGGUCCUCAUCGAGAUCCUCUGCACGCUGUCCAACAUGGAGAUCAAUACGAUCAAAAACCAGUACUUACGAUUGUACGGCGCCCAUUUGGAGUCUGAACUGAAGUCGGAGACGUCGGGCAACUUCAAGCGGCUGCUCACCUCCUUGUGCACGGCGGCGCGGGAUGAGAGUGGUCGCGUGGAUCCCGUGGCGGCCAAGAACGAUGCCAGGGAGCUACUGAAAGCCGGCGAACUGCGCGUCGGCACCGAUGAGAGCAUGUUCAACAUGAUUCUCUGCCAGAGGAACUACCAGCAAUUGAAACUGAUAUUCCAAGAGUACGAGGGCAUGACUGGCCACUCGCUGGAGAAGGCGAUCAAGAAGGAGUUCUCCGGCGAUGUGAUGGAGGGCCUGAUUGCCAUCUACAGGUGCGUCACCAACAAGGCCGAAUACUUCGCCUCGCGCCUGCACAAGGCGAUGGCCGGAAUCGGCACCAAUGACACCCAGUUGAUUCGUGUGAUCAUCACGCGCAGCGAGAUUGAUAUGACGGACAUUAAGGUGGCCUUCGAACGUCUGUACGGCAAGUCCCUCAAGAGCUGGAUCAAGGGCGAUACUUCGGGCCACUACAAGCACGCCCUCUACGCCCUGGUGGGUGAACAGCGUUCCUCUUAAGAAUCUCCGCAUAUAUAUGUAUUAUUCAAACCAAAUCCGACGUGAAAUCAAUUAUUCGAAUAUGUAUUAUCUCUUCUAUAUAUUCGUUCAUUUACAUGCAUACAACAUACACGAACACGCCAACGAAGCCAGACAAUUAUGAACCACAACGUAGACUAUAAGUGCUCACAAAUAAUACCUGAACGGGAUCAGACAUUUGAUACCUCUUUCAAAGAAAUGAACGUGGCAACCCACGGUUGUUGUAUUUUAUUAAAAGACCUUUGUAUUUAAACGCGUUCGUAAAGACACAUAUUAUGGAAAUCGCUUGUUAAUUAGCUCGAAAUGAAAGUUGCUUGCAUCUUGGCAAGUGACCAGGGAAAUGUUGCAAUAAAAGCUAUGCUUUCUAACUACCGA
This is a messenger RNA of Drosophila mauritiana, 2094 nucleotides long. RefSeq names its product annexin B11. NCBI's taxonomy places the organism in Eukaryota, Metazoa, Arthropoda, Insecta, Diptera, Drosophilidae. Gene Ontology annotation, cellular component: cytoplasm. The transcript is spliced from 8 exons. Bases 148 to 1701 code for a protein of 517 amino acids. Gene Ontology annotation, molecular function: calcium ion binding; calcium-dependent phospholipid binding. The record is from RefSeq and is a predicted model, not a curated record.